This is a messenger RNA of Phalacrocorax carbo (great cormorant), 508 nucleotides long. The record is from RefSeq and is a predicted model, not a curated record. Lineage: Eukaryota; Metazoa; Chordata; Aves; Suliformes; Phalacrocoracidae.
AGGAAACAGCUGAAAAGCACUUCUAAGUAUAUUUAUCAGACUCUGUUUGUGAAUGGGGAGAACAGCGAUGUCAAAAUUUGUGCUCUGGGAGAGGAGUGGAACUUGCAUAAGAUCUAUUUGUGCCAGUCAGGCUACUUUUCCAGUAUGUUCAGUGGAGCUUGGAAAGAAUCUAGCAUGAACAUCAUAGAGUUGGAGAUUCCUGACCCAAACAUUGAUACAGAAGCUCUACAGGUGGCUUUUGGCUCGCUGUACAGAGAUGAUGUAUUAAUAAAACCCAGUCGAGUAGUUGCCCUUUUAGCAGCAGCCUGCAUGCUGCAGCUUGAUGACUUAAUCCAGCAAUGUGGUGAAACAAUGAAGGAAACCAUUAAUGCAGAAACUGUGUGUGGUUAUUACAAUUCAGCGGCAACAUAUGGGUUAGACUCUGUGAAGAAAAAGUAAGAAUUACUUUCUCUGAGCUGCUUUGUACAUUGCUAAUUAGAAGUGUGAAUUUAUGAAUGGUGAGAUAAUG